AUGAGCACUCCCUCUGCAAAGGUCUCCUGGGCUGCCAUAACGCUGCUGCUGCUGCUAUUGCUGCCACCAGCGCUGCUCUCCCCUGGGGCGGCCGCGCAGCCCCUGCCCGACUGCUGCCGCCAGAAGACGUGCUCCUGCCGACUCUACGAGCUACUGCACGGCGCGGGCAAUCACGCGGCCGGCAUCCUGACGCUGGGGAAGCGGCUGCCGGGGCCCCCAGGCCUCCAGGGCCGGCUACAGCGCCUCCUGCAGGCCAGCGGCAACCACGCGGCCGGCAUCCUGACCAUGGGCCGCCGCGCAGGCGCAGAGCCCGCGCCGCGCCCCUGUCCCGGGCGCAGUUGUUCCACCGCAGCUGCCACGGCCGCUGUGCCGGGGGGACAGUCCCCGCUCUGA
Trichechus manatus latirostris (Florida manatee) is the source of this 393-nucleotide messenger RNA. It is a transcript of the gene HCRT, whose product is annotated as hypocretin neuropeptide precursor. Lineage: Eukaryota; Metazoa; Chordata; Mammalia; Sirenia; Trichechidae. The record is from RefSeq and is a predicted model, not a curated record. The coding region runs from base 1 to 393 and encodes 130 amino acids. Gene Ontology annotation, cellular component: perinuclear region of cytoplasm. Gene Ontology annotation, biological process: temperature homeostasis; positive regulation of transmission of nerve impulse; regulation of neurotransmitter secretion. Gene Ontology annotation, molecular function: type 1 orexin receptor binding; neuropeptide hormone activity; type 2 orexin receptor binding. The transcript has 2 exons.